UGGGUUCAAACAAUAGUUGAGCACUGGUGAUUGUGUUGGUGAUUAUAGUGCAGGGUAUGUAGAAGCAGAUUCUGGUUUAGUCUGUAUACUUUGGCUUGACAAACAAACUGAGAGGAUGGACCUUUGGACUGAUACCAUUUUUAGACCUUAGGGAAGUACAGAAUGUAACUGUUGGUCAACAGGAAUUACUUAAUAUUGUUUCUAAGUCAGUGGAGCUGGCUGUGCUGGCUUUAGUAAGGUAUUUACUAAGCUGUGGAGUUAUUGGUUAAAAAGUGAAUCUGUUUCCUGAUGAGGUGGAAAAAUUACCUCUUUAUCAGUCAAAACUUGAGCAUAUAGUGAACUACAGAGCCUUUGAUCACAUCAGAAUGUUUAUAUUAUGUGAAACAGUUUUUCUGCUAUUGAAUUUAUUCUAUUCUGCUAUAGAAUUUAAUAUUUUCUUUUUAAAAAAUCCACAAACUUUAAAGAAUGAGAGUGUCACACCUUCAAACUUAGAACUGUUUGCUACUUCUCCCUAGCUUUCUGACUAAUCUACUAAGAAGGCAAAAUGGAGAUUAAUUUUAAGUAAUUGUAGGAUACUGGAGUUUGACUUGCAGGCCCAGUCUUGAAACAGAGCACUGUGUUUAUGAAGAUCUUUAUAUAGUUGCUUAUUAGUGUGCUCAAAAUACCUGCUUGCAGUGAAGCUUCUUGUUCAUUGAAGGGAGGACCUGUUCCAGGAGCUCUUAAAACCUUCAAAAACUUCCAUGUGCUUCUUGUUUACUGCAUGAUUCAAUGAGGCUUUUCUGAGCUUCUCAUAGGACAUCCUUGGAGAGUCAAUUUGGUCCUGUAUUAAAAAACAAGUUCUGGACGAGUGGUAUGGGCAAGGAGUGCAGUCUGCCGCGCACAGUCCAGUAACUGGGAACGAAGAUCUGGGAUGAGAGCUGUCCACAGCCCUCUCCUUACAGCUACACCCACUCUGCUUUCUUCCCUCUUGUCUUUUCAGUUUCACUCUAGCAUAAGAACCAUGAGUAAUUAUUUUGCGUUGAUGAAGGUCUGGUUGAAAAGAAAGCAAGAUAACUUUUAAGUUGUAGCAGCCAUGGCUCAGAGAGAAAUAUAGGAGAUGAUGGAAGCAGCCUCUAUAUGCUUUCCCCAGCAGCAAUAAUAAUGCCUGGUGUGUGUCAGGUGCUUCUGCUCCUUUCCUGUUUCUGUAGGUGUCAGAGAGAUGCACUGGCUCAAUUCCCGUGCAUGGAACACGUAGUGUAAUGCCGGUGAUCCCCGCUGUUGCCAUACAGCUGCUGUGUGCCGGGUUACGGGUGUCUGCCGCCCGCGGGGCUGCUCUCGGCUGGGAGCACGGCUGGGAGCACGGAGCGGGGCAGGGAGUACGGCGUGCCUGUCGCUGUAGUUCCUCUCGGCUCUGCCGAGGCAUUAAGGGGAGGGCUCUUGCAGUUCCUUGCAUCACAACAACGAACAGCGCCAUCACCUUAUGCUGAUGUGUCCUUCUCCUCAGAGAAGGAGGGUAUAAAUAGCAGUAGAGUGUAUAAGGCAUAACACCGAUGUUAAGCUGUUGGAUAAAAUCUGUCUCAACCUUGGGAGAAGGAAUAAGGAUUUAGUCAAGAGAGCCACAUGAGGCAGUUCUCCUUUGCUGUUUCUGAUGUUUCUGUUCAAGUAAAGUGAAGACAAAGGCAUAUAAAUAAAAGCAACAGUAUAAAAACGGCUGUUGAAGGAAGUGGGAGACAAAGCAAAAAGCCAUAUGGAAAAGAUGCUUGCUGCAUCACGUGCUGGUGAAUAUAUCAGUUUACUUAAGGAUUACCUGGUUGAGGGGAGAUCAAUCAUCUGUAUUUUUCUAACCUAGACCAAAGGUUAUUUCCCUCUAGUUGUUACUCAGUGUAAAAUGAGCCUGUGUUAUCCUUGAGUUAAGCAUAGGCUGUGCAGUAGCACUUAACAAGGAGCCGUGCUGGCAUUGCAACCUACUGGAUGUGAGAAGUUGAUUGAGUUUGGUGGAAUUCAGUUUAAAAAAUUUCCUUCCUGUUCAGGUCAGCUGUGGCAGCUAACCUGAAAGUACCAAAGAAUUUUUGUAAAAAAAAAGUUUGCUGUAAUUCUAGCUACAUCUCAACUCUUACCAAGACUGAUUCUAAAGGUGAAUACUGUUCUAAGCCUUAGAAGGUCUCAGGCAAUCACCAGAGGCCCUCCUACAAAAAAUGAAAUGAUUAUUGGCUGUCAGAUAAGAGCCCUUAGACAUUUCAGGAGGUGAGUUCCAAAGUCCCAGUUUUCCCAUGAAAUUAUUUAUUCCUUUCCAGGAAACCUUGCCUGAUACUUUCUGCUCUACUUUGGACUCUGGUGGGUUAACUGUUGCUGGCAUUUGGAGCUUGAGAGAUUGCCAUAUGCAAUGGACACUGAUCUCAGUUCCCAAGACAGGAAGGACCUGGACAAGUUCAUCAAAUUUUUUGCUUUAAAGACAGUACAAGUAAUUGUCCAGGCCCGACUUGGAGAGAAAAUCUGUACCCGCUCAUCAUCCUCCCCAACAGGUUCUGACUGGUUCAAUUUGGCAAUCAAAGAUAUACCAGAGGUUACUCAUGAAGCAAAGAAAGCCCUGGCAGGACAGCUGCCCGCUGUUGGACGGUCUAUGUGCGUGGAGAUUUCUCUCAAAACCUCAGAGGGGGACUCCAUGGAGCUGGAAAUUUGGUGUCUGGAAAUGAAUGAAAAGUGUGACAAAGAAAUCAAAGUUUCAUACACUGUAUACAACAGACUUUCUCUAUUGCUGAAGUCUUUGCUUGCUAUAACCAGAGUAACUCCAGCCUACAGACUCUCUAGGAAACAAGGCCAUGAAUAUGUAAUAUUGUACAGGAUAUAUUUUGGUGAAGUCCAGCUGAGUGGCUUGGGAGAAGGUUUCCAGACAGUCCGUGUUGGGACAGUGGGUACCCCAGUGGGCACCAUCACUUUGUCGUGUGCCUACAGAAUCAACCUUGCUUUCAUGUCAACCAGACAGUUUGAGAGGACCCCUCCUAUCAUGGGGAUUAUAAUUGAUCACUUUGUGGACCGUCCCUAUCCCAGCUCUUCACCCAUGCAUCCCUGCAAUUACAGAGCUGGUGAGGACAAUGGUGCAGUAUACCCCUCAGUAGAAGAUUCCCAAGAAGUGUGUACCACAUCUUUUUCCACCUCUCCUCCAUCUCAGUGUGUUUUUACUGUCACAAAGGCACAUUUUCAGACCCCUCCUCCUGUGGUGACGGACACCUUGAAGGUCCCAGUGAUGGGGCUGGCCUUUUCCCAUCAACUUUCCAGCUCACGUCUUUCCUAUCAGCCUGCUGCCCUGGGAGUUGGAUCAGCUGACAUGGGGUAUCCUGUACUCUUUGCUGGUGGCUUGAAUGCUGCACACCCUCACCAGUUGAUUGGUCCAGGCAAAGAAGGGGGAGUUCCCCCAGUUCCUAGCCAGCCAGCACAUGGCACUCAAGCUGACCAAGAGAGGAUGUGCACCCCACUGGAGGGAGUCCAUUACUCAGCAGCUACUCCUUCUAGCAGUGAGGACACAGAAACAGUAUCCAACAGCAGUGAAGGAAAGUGUGGCUCCCCACACGACCUUUUGGAGACCAUCUUUAUCCGGAAGGUGGGAGCUUUUGUCAACAAACCCAUUAACCAGGUGACCAUGGCCAACUUAGACAUUCCUUUUGCCAUGUUUGCUCCCAAGAAUGUUGAGCUGGAAGAUAACGACCCCAUGGUCAAUCCUCCUGAAUCCCCAGAAACGGAAUCUCCUCUACAUGGCAGCUUACACUCAGAGGGCUCCAGUGGCAGCAGCACAGGGAACACCCAUGAUGACUUUGUUAUGGUCGACUUUAAACCAGCAUUUUCAAAAGAUGACAUUCUUCCAAUGGACCUGGGGACAUUUUACCGUGAAUUUCAGAACCCCCCUCAACUCAGCAGCCUCUCCAUUGACAUUGGAGCACAGUCCAUGGCAGAGGAUUUGGUAUGGAAUCCUGAAAUUUCUGACUCAUUACCAGAGAAGCUGGCAGUCCAUGAGAAAAAUGUCAAAGAAUUUGAUGCUUUUGUGGAAACCUUGCAGUGAAGCUGUUUCCCAGUUCUGAUGCAGCAAUUCUUCCUCCUCAAGGCAUUCUGGAGAGGACAUCAACAAAUAUCUCUAUCGCCCCUGCUCUGCCUUUUGUUCACAUUGACUAGUUCCCUCCAUCAAGUGAGCUUUCUUUUCUCUCUUCAAUGACAGAUACGGCUCAUCUGCUGAUUCUCCUCAACUUUUCCACCACAUAGUUCUGGACCGCUUUUCCUGCUCACAGUCAGUUUUAAGACUUCAGUAGGGACACAGGAAGUCAAACCCCAGUGUAUGGAAACUUACUUUCUCUUCAGUCUGUGUUCUGUAUGGAGGGGCGUUGUGGAAAGUUGCCAUAUGCUUCCUCCAAGGGUCCUAUGGUGCAAGUUUCCUAGGUAGAGCUUCUUGCUAACAGACUUUUUCCUGCAGUCUCUGAUCCUGUUAGAGCAUAGAAAGCUUUGGCUUAUUUCCAGGGUCUGUGAGUUCAGCAAAUUCAACUGUUUGAAGUCCAUUCCACAGAACUGGGCAUUUCAUCCUGACUUCAGAGUGCGUGCUUGGAGCACAGGGAGAGACGUCAGCUUUGGGACCUGCAUAAUCCAAGUUACCUUUGUUUUCCUGCUUCUAAGGAAUUGGGUCUCUACACUGUGCAAGGCCCUCUGUUAGGUGGCUGAUAGGCAGGAAUGAAACUACAGGAAUGCUUUCCACAUUUCCUUCCCGAGUGCACUGACACUCGGCCAUGCUGAGUUUAACAGUGUUGACUGUUGGCAAGCCUGCACGUAGCAGCUGUGAUGAUGCUGAAUUCAUAGUCUCUAGUUUUGAAACAUAACUGUAAAUACUAGGAAUCCUAUUUCUUUAGGGUUAUGUAACUAGGAGUCUUAGUCCAAGAUUUUUUCCUCUAAUCCUUGCAAACCUUCCUGCUUUAUGGUUAAUAGAUGAUCUUAAGAAUUAAAAAAUAUUUAUUGCUUUUAAAGAAACCUAUAUUUAAAAGAUGUUCUGUUUUCAUGUUAUAGUGCGGGUCAUUCUGUCCUGAUCACUGCAGAGAGCAAGUGUGCCAUGGAACCCUAGCCAGUGAGGCUAGUCUCUCUUUCCAAGAAAAUAUCAAAGAUAUUUAUUUUCUAAGACAGACUUGAUUAAUAUUAUACUCUGUUUGGGGGACUGUGUGUCCAUUACAUCCAGCCAGGGCUCACUGAUAGAAUGAAAUGCACACGUCAGUGGAAUGGAGUGGCAGGGACUUGGUAAAAAGCUGUCUCCUGAUAGGCAUGGAUGAAUUUGUAGUGUUCUUUUGCCAUUCAGAAGGCAGCUUCUUUAAAGAAGCACACUUUUUUGGGAAGCUUAUGGUACUUUUUAAUCAGCUGGCUUUCGAGUAGCUGAAAUUUUAUUUUUGUAAUAAUCCAGCCACUGACAGUGUGACUGGCUGGAAUUGCUCUUUGGGUGAUUUGGCUGUUGCAUGUCUUCUGCCUCAUGUAAGGAUGGGAGGAGAAACAGUGACACUAAACAGAAACUUGGAUAAGGUGGGGUUUCUUGUGGUUCUCUCUCUUCCUGCCCCGUGUAACUAGAGUGUGCAACUGCAAGACCCCUUACUGUCCAAAACCACUUCUUUUCCCCCUAGUUUCUUUUAAGUGGAGUUGUGUUGCUUGAGCACUGAGAAACCAUCUUAAUUUCCUCAGAGUGGCUGAGUAACCAGCCUUCUAGUUGGUGCAAUGUGGCAGCUUCAGCUUAGCUGCAUUCUUCAUUGGAAGAGAUUGCCUGCAGCUGAUGAGGGAACCCCAGCUCCACUCUGGGACACUAUUUCUGUGUCACUGCUAGAGCAAGGAGCCAAAUUCAGAGCAGCUUACUAUAAGGCCAGAGCAAAGCAAUGCUUUGAAGUUUAUGAGUAUUUUUGUCGAGAGAUGUGUUUGGUGGGAGGCCUUGUAAGUUCUAAAACUCCAGGUAAGAGCUUCAUUGAAGGAAAAUUACCCACCAGAACCUUUUUAUUUUACUCAACUGAUUCAACUUCUUAGCAACCUCACAUGGAAAUUGCUUUGUCCAUGCAAAGUAAGAUGCAGAAACAUUUAAGAAAGGUUCCAAGAUGAAACAGUUUGUAACAGGACUUCAGUUACACAGGCUGUAACAAAUACUUGAUACCCAUCCAAAAGCCACCUUGUUUCACAGGUGGAAAGGGUCACAGAAGGGUGCUGGAACAAGGAAUUAAAUGGAUCAACCUGUGCUCAGGAAGUUGGUCUGCCACUUUGUAGGAAGUAGUUCAUAGGUGGUUGUCAACUUUAGUCUCUGAAGUGAUACAAUCUGGGCUGCAGAGCAGCAGAGAUGAGGCAAAGGGCUGGUUCACACCAUAUGAAUAGAGAACAGUUGAGGUUGAAGUUCAUCUAGCCAGCACUCCUGCUGUGCUCUUCUGCUGACAAGCUGUGGAGCUGGCAGGGAGCACUGCCAUUCUUGUUAACCCCACCCAGGAGGUCAGGGCUUGUACUUGUGCUCCUUCAUUGUUGGAGUUCCUAACAUGGCUACAGCUCUCACAUCUCAUAAGGCAAAAUGGCAUUGUGGCACAUAUUCUUCUCUUCAAAAGGCUGGAAAAUUGCCUAUAUAAGCUGCUAGUGUUGAGCUGGAUGGCCACAGCAAUAAGAGAGUCUCCAGGGCUGAGUUACCUGCCUCUUCUCUGGAGUGUCUUCAGUUUUAACACACAGUUGCUACAUCUAGGCUCUGAGUUCCCUGACCACUGCACAAAUGCUCUGCUUCCGUAAAGACCUAGCUGCUGCUCUGGCCUGCCACAGAUUGUGUAAUGAAGGCUGUUUAUUUUAGCAGCUCUCUGCUCUGCUGAAUAUUAAGGACAGUAUCUAUGUAGCUGCUGAUUUACAGAUACUUUGGGUGGAGGGGAAGGUUCCUCAAGUGUAUUAUUUUGGAAAGUCUCCAGUGUACUUCAAGUAUUCAAAGAAUUUCCAAUAAAACUUUUGUGUAAGCAA
Messenger RNA from Agelaius phoeniceus (red-winged blackbird), 6963 nucleotides. The record is from RefSeq and is a predicted model, not a curated record. NCBI's taxonomy places the organism in Eukaryota, Metazoa, Chordata, Aves, Passeriformes, Icteridae.